Molecule: messenger RNA, 1480 nt
Organism: Melanaphis sacchari
Lineage: Eukaryota; Metazoa; Arthropoda; Insecta; Hemiptera; Aphididae
Exons: 2
Coding region: 83-1480 (465 amino acids)
Source: RefSeq, a predicted model, not a curated record
UCGUUGACUAAGUGUUGUGCUUAUUAUUUUAUUUCUUAUAUUCUAUUUAAACUGUAUUUUUUAAAAAUUUGAUUUUUAAGUUAUGGAAUUUAUUAAAUCUAAUAAAAAUAAACUUUUACUCGUGUAUUAUAGUUAUGCUUAUAGAGAGGAAAAAAUAUACAAGGAAUCGAAGUAUUGGAAAUGUAUAGAUAUGCAAUGUAAAGGUCGAUUAACAACUACAAGUGAUAAUAAAAUUAAAAAAGAGCCUUCAGAGCAUAACCACGUUCCAGAUAUAUGCAAGUUAGAAGUAAAAAAAGAAGUCGAGAGAAUGAAAUCCCAAUCAUUGUCGUCACAAGAUAACCCUCAACAAAUAAUCGCUUCAUCGCAAUUAAAUCCAAUGAUAUCAGGUGCAUUACCCGAAAUAUCUAAUUUAAAACACACGUUAAGAAGAGUACGACAACGUAAUGAUUGCGCACCGCCGAAUCCUCAGUCACUUUUUAACCUCCAAAUACCUGAAAGGUAUACUUUAACUAAAGAUGGAAAGCAAUUCAUGCAGUACGAUAGCGGUCCAUCAGAUGAACGUAUUUUAAUAUUUUUUACUAGACAAAAUCUAGAAUUAAUGGGAAAAUGUAAUAAUUGGUUCGUUGAUGGUACAUUUAAGUGCACUCCGACACUUUUUACUCAAAUUUACACAAUACAUGUAUUGACAACCAAUUCGUUGAUACCUGCUGUUUACGCUUUAUUACCAAAUAAAUCACAAAAAACAUAUGUACACCUCCUUAAUCAAUUAAAAAAAAUUAAAUCAACUUUAUCACCAAAAUUAAUUAUGUCAGAUUUUGAAAUGGCAUCAAUUAAUGCAUUUAAAGAAGUAUUUCCAAAUGUAAAACAAAAAGGAUGCCAUUUCCAUUUUUCCCAAUGUAUUUGGCGUAAAAUACAACAAAUUCAAUAUAUGGCCCAAAAAUAUAUAUCAGAUUCGACAUUUGCAUUACAGAUACGGCUCUUAUUAGCAUUAGCAUAUGUACCAGAAAAUCAUGUGAUAGAUGCGUUUGAAGAAUUAAUAGAUUCACAAUACUACACAGAUAACGAAAAAAUUUUGCAACCACUUAUUGACUACUUUGAAGACACCUGGGUAGGCCGUCCAAUGGGUCGAAGAAAAGGUCGUAGAUUACCAAAGUAUUCAAUAAGUUUAUGGAAUUGUUACGAAUCAGCAAGUACUUUAUUGCCAAGGACUAACAAUGCAGUAGAGGGUUGGCAUAGAGGUUUCAGUUCAUUACUUGGUGCAUAUCAUCCAACAUUAUGGACAUUUAUCGAUGUGUUAAAAGAUCAACAACAUUUAGAGGACAUUAAACAGGAACAGUUCAUUGCUGGUGCCAAAAAACAUCAAAAAAAAAAAUAUAAAGAUUGUUCAGAAAAAAUACGUAAUUUAACCUUAUCCUACAAUACUAACGACAACAUUAAUUAUUUAAAAGGUAUCGCUUACAACUUAACUUUACAAAUGUAA